This is a messenger RNA of Aspergillus nomiae NRRL 13137, 1557 nucleotides long. Its product is annotated as fungal specific transcription factor domain-containing protein. Gene Ontology annotation, biological process: positive regulation of transcription by RNA polymerase II. The transcript is spliced from 3 exons. Gene Ontology annotation, cellular component: nucleus. The coding region runs from base 1 to 1557 and encodes 518 amino acids. Gene Ontology annotation, molecular function: DNA-binding transcription factor activity; transcription cis-regulatory region binding. The record is from RefSeq and is a predicted model, not a curated record. NCBI's taxonomy places the organism in Eukaryota, Fungi, Ascomycota, Eurotiomycetes, Eurotiales, Aspergillaceae.
AUGCGUCUGGUCUGGCUUAACGGCAAUGAGUCCUAUCGGUCCACCGGACGGCGAUACAUGCACUGCGAGCGCACCUGGGCGAACUAUGCUGCUCUCGACUCUCAUGUAGUUGAUUUCCUGAUCGCGCAAUUGGACGAUGACGAGACAAACGAAGCCUCAGAGCCUCUGAAGAUAGAUCAUAAUCCCUUCUCUGUCUUCCCUGCUGUAACCCCAAUGUCGUUAGUGUCCAAUAUGAACCAGGGCCUCGUUUGCAACAGCACGAAGAUGUCAAGUAGUGGAGAGAAGAUGCUUUUUCAUCACUACGUCAACUACGUCGCAUCUAUCAUGAUGCCGUUUGAGCAUCCCUGGAAUCCCUGGAAACGGCACUACCCCGUCGUCUCGCUGCAGUACUCUGAAUCCGGGGAGAAAGCACUGUACCACGCCAUUUUGGCCCAUGCAGCAUUUAAUUUUGCCAAUUUAGGGCAUGACAGACAGAAGAUGAUGCGGCUGGCCGCAUCAAACUAUAACGCCUCGAUUCAAUACGUGAAUGACUCUAUCCAAGCAUCUGGCAGAGACUUUGAUAGCACUCUGGCAGCGAUUAUGACUCUGAUGAUGGCAGAGGUCUACAGCGGCAAUUCCAGCAAAUGGAAGCAUCACCUCCAGGGCGCAUGGGCAUUCCUUCUCGGAUCCAAUCGCAAAGAGCCAUGGAAGGAAUCCGAAUUCGUCUGCUUUUCAACCCAAAGCUUACUGAUCGUCAAGAUCAUCGGAGCCACCUGCAUGACAGAUAGCCAAACCCCAACAUUGAUGCUACCCCCAAGCAAUGAAUUCAGAUCGAUCACAGCAGCCAGACCUAUUGAAGCAGAUCCGGUAGUUUCUUCCUCCCUACAUUCAGACCUAGCAUUCGCCUCCUUGAUCUCCUCGACUGCUCAGUUUGGAUUCACCAUCGGCGCGCAGCGACUUAUCCUGGAGUGUAUUUCCACCAUCACGACGGUCAGCCAACAGAUGCGAUCAGACGCCUCCCCCAGAGCACACAUUACGGCCGACCGGACUGUCUCCCAGGUGCUAACCUGUUUGAAUCUCCUCCAGACAGAAGUACUCGAUAGCUCUGGUGGAAACAUCGAGCUGGAACCGAAUUCCGAAGUCAAUGCACUGGUUCCUAAAUUGAAAUCCGAGGAGUUAGCACGAUACCAGCUCAACGCGUUCAUCUACGCAACUUACAUCUAUCUCUACCGAGCGCUAUUGGAUGUGCCGCCUAAGCGCGUCGCAGCGUACGUGUCCCUGAUAUUCGAUAACAUUACCGCCUUUUCCGCGCAGAGCAGUGGGAACUUCUCCCUGUGGCCGGCGUUUAUCGCGGCGGUCGAGGCCUAUACGGUGCGGGACCUGGAGUCAUCGUGCCGGUGGCUGGAGCAAUCGACACAUUUUGGACUCGGCAACCGACUUGCAGUCAGGUCGAUCGUCGAGGAGGUGUGGCAGAGACGCGAUGCCUUGUGUGUAGAAAGCGGGAUAGACCCAGGGCUGGCGGCGGUGGAUUGGAGAGAUGUGGCUAGAGACCUCGGGGUAGAUGUUCUGUUGGUUUGA